Helianthus annuus (common sunflower) is the source of this 2014-nucleotide messenger RNA. RefSeq lists its product as uncharacterized. The record is from RefSeq and is a predicted model, not a curated record. Lineage: Eukaryota; Viridiplantae; Streptophyta; Magnoliopsida; Asterales; Asteraceae. The transcript has 13 exons. Gene Ontology annotation, cellular component: chloroplast envelope. The coding region runs from base 243 to 1817 and encodes 524 amino acids.
ACACUGUAGACAAGUAAUUGCAAGAUAUGUAUUCAUACACGUGUGUAUCUGAACUAGUUUCAAAGGGCAACAUCUGACUGCUCCAAAGCAAUCCUAUCUGCAAACUCAUUGAAUCUUCUUCAUCCUUCUUCACCACUCUCCAGCCAACCAAAAACAUUUCAAAACUACACACGUUCAAACCCCCAAAUUCCAUGAAGAAUUCAUAACAAUCAUCAUCCAAUCCAAUCCAAUCAAUCAAAUCAAUGGCCUCAAUCUCCACGUGCUUCACAAUCACCCCCAAAUUCCACUCAAAAACCUUCAAAUACUCCGUUAAUCACCUUCUCCACAACACUUAUACCAAAUUAGGAACACCAAAUGGUAGCAGCAUCAGUAGUAGUAGUAGAAAUAGAAGUAGAAGUAGAAGCUUUGUGGUGGAAAUUAGGGCUAAAUUUGAUACGCCACCGGUGGAAGCGACGGCUAGGGUUAGACCGGGGAGAAUAAUCGAGAGCGAUAAGUUACCGGCGGAGGUGAGGAAGCGGACGAUGGAGGCUGUGGAUAAGUGUGGGAGAAGAGUGACGGUUGGUGACGUGGCAAGUAAGGCUGGGAUUAAGUUGACUGAAGCUCAAAGGGCGUUGCAGGCACUUGCUGCUGACACUGAUGGCUUCUUGGAGGUUUCAGAUGAAGGUGAUGUUCUGUAUGUUUUUCCGCAAAAUUAUCGUUCGAAGCUUGCAGCCAAAUCACUUCGGAUAAAAACGGAACCUUAUCUUGAGAAAGCAAAGUCUGCUGGUGAAUACUUGAUCAGGGUUUCUUUUGGAACAGCGUUAAUUGCUUCCAUUGUUAUUGUUUAUACAACAAUCAUUGCUAUUCUGUCAAGUAGUAGUGAAGAAGAUAAUCGAGGAAGACGCAGAGGAAGAUCUUUUGAUUCGGGAUUCUCUUUUUACCUUAGCCCUUCCGAUUUGUUUUGGUAUUGGGAUCCGUAUUACUAUAGAAGGCGUCGCGUUCGAAAUGAUAAUAACGGAAUGAACUUCAUUGAAUCUGUUUUUUCAUUUGUGUUUGGUGACGGAGAUCCAAAUGAAGGUAUUGAAGAAGAAAGGUGGAAGUUGAUUGGUCAGUACAUUGCAUCAAAUGGUGGUGUUGUUACAGCAGAGGAACUUGCUCCAUAUCUUGAUGUAGAAUCUGCAGAAAAUAUGGAUGAUGACUCAUACAUAUUGCCUGUUCUUCUUCGUUUCGAUGGACAACCAGAAGUCGAUGAAGAGGGGAACAUCUUGUAUCGUUUUCCGUCACUUCAACGUACAGCUGCUUCACAAAGAAGUGGUAGGAAGGAAUAUGUGGGGAGAAAAUUUAGUGAAUGGGUCGGAGGAGUUGAUAAAUUCUUUAAGGAAAACAAAUGGGAUUUCAGUAAAAUUAGCAACGCAGAGAAGGCAAUGGUUGGUGGGUUGGGCGCACUUAAUCUCUUUGGGGUGAUUGUUCUUGGCACCAUGUUGAAGAAUAUGACGGUCUCACCAAGUGGAUUCAUUUCAUUUGUAUCUGAAAUAUUUCCUCUUCUACAGAUCUAUGCUGGCUCCUUUUUUGCGAUUCCUUUGGUCCGAUGGUUUAUUACUCAAAGAACAAAUGCGCAAAUAGAAAAAAGGAACCGAGCUAGAGAGCAACGAGCACGAGCUCUUGAACUGCCGGAUGUCACCCUCAGACGGAAGAUUCUUAAUGCUCGGGACAUGUCUCAGAGGACUGUGAUCGGACAGGAUCGGAUUGUGUACACCACGGAAAGAGACAUAUUUGAGCAAGACUAUGACACACAGGAUUGGGAUAGGAGAUUCAGAGAGAUUGAGAAGUCUGAAUAGAUGGUGUAUUGUUGUUGUAAGUUGUAACAAUAAUAAUUUAUUUAAUCAUGGAAAAUUUUAUACAAGAUUCAAAUAAUACAGUAUCAAACUAUCAAAGUAAAAAACAACCAUGUACAUUUAUUCUAGUAGUUCAACGGGUGAGUUACUUUAUAUUCGUUGAAUCAACUUGAGUUAUCGAUGUGCUUUUAUCAUGACAA